This is a messenger RNA of Lates calcarifer (barramundi perch), 1267 nucleotides long. RefSeq names its product lysosomal membrane ascorbate-dependent ferrireductase CYB561A3. The record is from RefSeq and is a predicted model, not a curated record. The transcript has 7 exons. The coding region runs from base 149 to 1063 and encodes 304 amino acids. Lineage: Eukaryota; Metazoa; Chordata; Actinopteri; Centropomidae. Gene Ontology annotation, cellular component: lysosomal membrane. Gene Ontology annotation, molecular function: oxidoreductase activity.
UUUCCCACAAGGCCUUGCGCUGUCAAUAAGGAAAUCGGUUAGGUAAAUACCGCUUCCUGAUAGGCAAGUGUUCCAGCUGUAAACACAGCUUAAAUUCUCGAUAUUUCAACAGUCGUCAGUCGUCUUUAGAGAUGUGGAGUGUUUGUAAAUGAGGCAGCAGAUGCAGCGGGGUGGUCCUUCAUCUCCCCGGUGUUCCUCCACCUCAGAUUGCUUCCCCCUCGGCCACCUCAAUACAGCCAAAUGUGGAAGUGAGACCUCAGCUGAACCAGAGAAACACGAAGUGAAAGCAAAUAACACCCAUACAGCUCUCUCCAGGAUGAGUUCCAUCAUGAUCUUCUACAUAUGCUACCUGCUGUGCCUGGGCCUGGGCCUGGCCUGUGUGGUGUGUGUGUGUUACUGGAGCGAACGGUGGCGUGGCGGGUUUGCCUGGGACGGCUCUCCCCUGCAGUUCAACUGGCACCCCGUCCUGAUGGUCACAGGUCUGGUGGUGGUGUAUGGCAUCGGAGCUGUGCUAUACCGCAUCCCCCUGACCUGGGGUCAGAAUAAACUUCCCUGGAAGCUCCUUCAUGCUGCACUGAUGCUCAUCGCCCUGGUCCUGUCAAUCGUGGGGCUUUGUGCUGUGUUUGAUUUCCACAAUGCCAAUAACAUCCCCAAUCUCUACUCCUUGCACAGCUGGAUUGGAAUUGCUGCUACAGCUCUUUUCGCCAUACAGUGGGUGGUGGGUGUGGCUGGCUUCCUCCUUCCCUGCUCCCCCAUAUCACUACGGAAACUCCUGAAACCUGUCCAUGUGUGGAUGGGAGCCGGCAUACUGACACUCAGCAUCGCUGCCUGCAUCUCUGGAAUCAACGAGAAACUCUUCUUUGUUCUUAAAGGAGGCAGUCCUGAAACUCUGCCAUAUUCUGCCCUCCCAAGUGAGGCCUUGUUAGGAAAUUCAUUAGGAGUUUUGAUUGUAGCCUUCGGUCUGGUUGUCCUAAAGAUUUUGUCCAACCACAAAUGGCAGCGACCUGACUCUCGGCCUGAGGAUAUGGCUUACACGCCAUUGCUUCAAGAAGAAAAUGAAUGAUGGAAUGACUGCUCACCGCAUCAAACCCAGCCAUGCAAAAUCAGUUAAGCCAUCACAGAUCAGUAGAGGCCAGGAAAUUUCUAUUCUGAAUGUAAAAGCAGCUGCCUUGAGUGUGUGAGAAUUAUCUGUGUCUGUAAAUAUUUAUUUGAAAUUAUAUUUAAGAUUGCUUUUUUGCCCAAAGAAUAAAAAAUGUGUUUCAUCAAA